CUCCUCCAAUCUCUCUCUCUCUCUCUCUCUCUCUCUCUCGUCUUGGUUUCUUUCUUUUUCUUGGUGGGUUUCGUUAUUAGCUCCGCGUCUUCACGUUUUCUGCAAGUGUUGCUUGUGUUCUUGCGAGACAAAGACAAUAAAAGAUGCCACUGUUCGGUGGUGAAGAAGCACCGACCGAGGACGCCUCCACGCAACCUCCUCGGGAUUCACGUGCCUUGCCCGCUUUAAUGUCUUCUUGUCACCCCAUUUCUCUCAAGUUCGUGGACGUGAGCUAUAGGGUCAAGAUAGAUGACCACCGAGGGGGCAACAUCAAACGUAUCUUCGGCCAGUCAACACCGCCGCCUGACGGCAGAACUGCGGCGCCGCCGCGCGAGCGUACGAUACUGAAGGGGAUCACCGGCACAGCGUCGCCGGGGGAGAUCCUGGCUAUCCUCGGUCCGUCCGGGAGCGGCAAGUCGACGCUCCUCAACGCCCUAGCUGGUCGGCUCCGAGGUGGCCUCUCUGGGACGAUCAUUGCGAACGACCGAAGGCUUGGUCGGUCGAUGCUGCGGCGGACCGGAUUUGUGGCCCAGGACGAUGUGCUGUACCCACACCUGACCGUGCGGGAGACGCUCGUGUUCUGCGCGCUGCUCCGGCUGCCGCGGUCGCUGGGGAGACAGGAGAAGGUGGCGGCAGCGGAGGCGGUGAUAGCCGAGCUGGGGCUGGCCAAGUGCGAGGACACCAUCAUCGGGAACAGCUUUGUGCGGGGGGUGUCGGGUGGCGAGCGGAAGCGCGUGAGCAUCGCCCACGAGAUGCUGGUGAACCCUAGCGUGCUGGUCCUCGACGAACCGACGUCGGGGCUCGACUCGACGGCAGCGCACCGGCUGAUGGCCACACUGGGUUCGCUGGCUCAGAAGGGCAAGACAGUGGUCACGUCGGUACACCAACCAUCGAGCCGGGUGUACCAGAUGUUCGACUCAGUGCUGGUCCUGAGCGAGGGCAGGUCCUUGUACUUCGGGAAAGGGCGCGAUGCGAUGAGCUACUUCGAGUCGGUCGGCUUCGCGCCGGCCUUUCCGAUGAAUCCUGCGGACUUCCUGCUCGAUCUCGCCAACGGGGUCUACCAAAUCGAUCGAUCGAUUGAGAGAGACAACCCAAACAUCAAGCAAUCUCUCAUCUCUUCUUACAACACCGUGUUAGCUCCCAUAGUAAAAGCAGCCUGCUUGGACAAUUCGGCCAUUCAAGCAAAGGGAAACAUUGCCGACAGCGGCCAUUUUCCGCCACACUACCGAACAGGCAGUAGCUUCAGCACUGGCAUUUCCAAUUGGUUCAACCAAUUCAGCAUUCUUCUCCAGAGAGGCCUCAAGGAACGCAAGCAUGAGUCUUUCAAUCGCCUCAGAGUCUUCCAAGUCAUUGUAGCUGCGCUGUUAGCGGGCCUAAUGUGGUGGCAUUCGGACUCCCAUAAUAUUCAAGAUCGACUUGGUCUGCUCUUCUUCAUCUCGAUCUUCUGGGGGGUGUUCCCAUCCUUCAACUCCGUGUUCGCAUUCCCCCAGGAGCGCGCCAUCUUCAUGAAGGAACGGUCUUCAGGAAUGUACAGUCUCUCCUGCUACUUCAUGGCAAGAAUCGUUGGGGACAUGCCCAUGGAGCUCAUACUGCCCACCAUCUUCCUCACCGUAACUUACUGGAUGUCUGGACUAAAACCCGAGUUUGGUGCAUUUAUUUUGACGCUGUUGGCCAUGCUCGGCUAUGUCCUCGUAUCUCAGGGCCUUGGGCUCAUGCUAGGCGCAGUCAUAAUGGAUGCCAAGCAGGCCUCGACGAUAGUAACAGUCACAAUGUUGGCCUUCGUGCUGACCGGAGGAUUUUAUGUGCACAAAAUACCGUCCUGCUUGGUCUGGAUCAAGUACGUAUCGACGACGUUUUACAGUUACAGGCUUCUGAUCAAUAUCCAGUACGGGGAUGGAAGAGGAAUUUCUUCGAUGCUGGGUUGUGGUCGAGAUAUGAUUUCAUACAACCCAAGCUGCAAGUUUGUCGAGGAGGAUAUCGUAGGGCAGAUUGCGCCCGGGGUGUGCGUCGGUGUUUUGUUGUUGAUGUUUUUCGGAUACAGGUUAUUGGCGUAUCUCGCUUUGCGACGCAUUAAAGCUUGAAAGGACAUGAAUUACUGCAAAAAGACGGGUUUAAAAGCAUUUCGAAGGGGAUUCCGGAGGACAUUUUAGUUUCUAGCUUCUCCUGAAUUAGAAGGCUGAUUGCUACUGGGCAAGCUUUAACCGCUUGCAGUUCCUCUUUUUCUUGUUCUCUUUGGCUUCUUCUUUUUCUUUUGGUUUUAAUUAGGAUUUGGAUUCAAGCUAACAAAGAUUAGAGGCGGUAUGAGAACUGCUUUAAGGCCCAAGCAAUUGUAAAGCAUCAGGAACAAUGCUAAUGUCAUUAGGCAAUUUGAAGGAUUGCGUAAACAACUGA
This is a messenger RNA of Eucalyptus grandis, 2430 nucleotides long. RefSeq names its product ABC transporter G family member 25. The transcript is spliced from 3 exons. The record is from RefSeq and is a predicted model, not a curated record. Gene Ontology annotation, molecular function: ABC-type transporter activity; ATP hydrolysis activity; ATP binding. Lineage: Eukaryota; Viridiplantae; Streptophyta; Magnoliopsida; Myrtales; Myrtaceae. Gene Ontology annotation, cellular component: membrane. The coding region runs from base 144 to 2120 and encodes 658 amino acids.